Molecule: messenger RNA, 1115 nt
Organism: Bursaphelenchus okinawaensis
Lineage: Eukaryota; Metazoa; Nematoda; Chromadorea; Rhabditida; Aphelenchoididae
Source: the annotation of a GenBank genome assembly
AUGGAUCCAGAAGAGUGCGAUUUCAUGGCCGAAGACGAGCCAAUAACUGUGAGUUGUUUUUUUCUUUUUUUUGUCUCAUGAUUUCUUUUUUUUCGAUGUGUUGACUACAUUAAAAUGUCUAGUUGUUAAGCUUGAUUUUUAAAAGUUUCAGAUAUUGAAGGUAACAUAAUAUUUAAUUGAUUGUUUUAGGUUAUACCAAACUUUUCAACUGAACAGCCUCAAGAAUUCUUCUUCGGACUAGCUGGACCAUUUGAAGCUGGAAUGCCUAUUGAUGUACCAUUGUUUGUAGCUUUUUAUCUUCGUCGAAGACAUAAGGCUAAGAUUGUUGUAAGUUUUUUGAUAUUUUUUUAAAUUUAGGUAUUAAAUCUGACUGCCUUUCAACAAAUAUGCUAAACACUAUCUUCAAAUGCCUCUUGUUCUAAAUUUCUAAUUUUAGGCACCAAAAUGGCUGACCAUAGAGGAGCUGAAGAAGUUUAUUCAAGAAGAAAGAGGUAUGCCUGGAUUGACCAAACUUCCCAAGCAUUUUUUCGAAAUUUCGAGGGUUUUGAUUUCAAAAGCUGCACAUGACAUUACAGAACAUGAUCAGAUGAUGCCCCUAGUCAGAGAUAUUUGGGACAUGAGGAUUUCUAAAAUGCGAAAGCUUACUGCUGCGUUUUUGGGUCAGGUAGGUUAAUAUUUUGGGUUUUGGUGGUGAUUUUUGGACAUUUUAGGGUAUAUUGUUUUGGAGAAAAGUGCUCCAAAGUAAAAGCAUUUAAAACUUUGUGUUUUAACUAUUUUUUUCUUGAGAAUUUAGAUUUUAUACGUUAAAUGAUCUUGUUUUACGUCAUUCAACAUCAAAUAAGAUAAAUUGGUUGUCUAGGCUUUAAUUCAAGGGUUUUGGUAUAGCAAUUCUUGCAGAACUUUCUUACAACUUUCUUAAGCUCAAUUUCUACCUAAAUUUACUGUUUUUCAUAUAAUUAUGAUCAUUUUAGGCGACCGAGAACCAGCUGAUGGUAGAUAACAUAACUGAGAUUGAAACAUGUUUAGCUCGCCGAUUUCUAGAUGAAGCCACUUAUAAUAUCGACAAGUUUACCGAGUUAUUUUUUGCGUUUGCGCCUAAAAAUACUCAGCAGUAA